GGUGCACCACGGCUCAGGUUAAUAGAACUCCCUCACUUGCAGUCGGAUUGCCCGCAUGUAAACAUGGCUUUAACGUCUAUGUAAACAGAACACAGGGCUCCUCGUUUUGGACAGUCAACAAGUCAGGCAUGUCUCUCGAAGGUGUAUAGGAGUUUGAAACAUUAGUAUUGCAGUAAAUUAUUUAGCAAUAUGUCUAUGGAAGAUCCGUUCUUCGUCGUCAAAGGUGAGGUCCAGAAGGCAGUGAACACUGCUCAAGGGCUGUACCAUAGAUGGAGCGAGUUGCUGCUGGAUCCCAGUGGUGCUUCCAAGGAGGAGGUGGAUUGGACCACCAAUGAGUUGAGAAACAGUCUGCGGUCCAUCGACUGGGACCUGGAAGAUCUCGAUGAGACCAUCAGUAUUGUUGAAUCGAACCCUAAGAAGUUCAAUCUGGACGCAGUGGAGCUGACCAAACGGAAAGGCUUCAUCACAAGCACCAGACAAACUGUUAAGGAAAUGAAAGACCACAUGUCCAGUCCAACAGCCUUAGCCAUGUCCGACAAGAAAAACAGACAGGCUCUGUUAGGGGACAGUGUGUCUCAAGGCCCAAUCUGGCAACCAGGACCCGACAAAUACACCCGCCUGGACCAAGAGCUACGGACGGCCAACUCCCAGUUCAUCGAGGAGCAGCAAACCCAACAGCAGCUCAUGGCAGAGCAGCAGGAUGACCAGCUGGAGCUGGUGUCUGGGACCAUCGGGGUGCUGAAGAACAUGUCUGAGAGGAUUGGCAUGGAGUUGGAUGAACAGACAGUUAUGCUGGAUGACUUCUCCCAUGAGAUGGAAAGUACCCACUCCAGACUGGACAACGUCAUGAAGAAGCUGGCCAAGGUCUCCAACAUGACCACUGACCGGCGACAGUGGUGUGCUAUUGGUAUUCUACUGGCCAUUCUGUUUGUGGUCGUCAUUCUCUUCUUCAUCCUGUGAUGACCAGACUGUUCACCACGACACACCCCCACUGACCCCCUCACCCCUGUCUCCGUUUGACCAUAGGGAUGGACUUUACAUGGUGUUGGGGAAACAUCCAAGGUUUCCAUUGACAUAGCCAUCUCCCUAUCUGACCCCGACCCCCUUUUUACUUAAUACGCUGUAUAUACAGUGAUGCUUCUGUGGCUGCUGCAGUUUCCUCUCAAGCAACGUUCUCAAUCGUCGUUUCAGAUACCUGCAUUCAACUUAAACCUCCCUUGGCGUGAAAGAUUUAGUUUCUGUGCAUGCGCAAUUUUAGGUAGGAUGUGAAUACUAAUCCUCAAAAUGUUUUACAGAAACCUGUUUGAGGUAAACCAGGGUAGUUCAAACUCCUUGUGGCAUUUUAGUGUUAAUAUUCCGAAAAUGAUGUAUGAAGAAGACUAAUCAUUAGUGUAUUUAGAGGGCCUUGUCUGUCGUUUCUCACUGAAAACCCCUACGGCUACCAUGGUCAUAGUUUUUUAAAAUAUAUUUUAUUUUGUUGUGCACUGACUGUGUAACAGGUUUAUACAAGUAUAUUAAACUGUGUAUAUAUAUAUAUAAUCGUAGUUGGACAUAGUUAAAACAAAACAGUGACCUAACAAGGAAAAUUAUAUAUAUUGCUAAGCGGGUAGACGUAUCACUAACCACACUAAAAUGGAUGAACUUAAUGUUCUUGUUUUUAAUUAAUUUAUGUUCUUUCAUUUUGUACUUCAUCUGUUUUUGGUAUUUGCUUAUACACUAUCAACGGGUGUUUAACACCUGCCUGUGAAAUCAAGUCACUUCCUGCAAUACUGAAUGGAAAGGAGCAAAACCAUAUACUUUUGUAUCUCGAACAGGGCUCAAGCUUGAUUUUAAUGUCUCAAUGUGAGCACUUUAAUUUUGUGCGCAAAGUGUUUUCAUCAAGAUGUCCUUUGCGUGCAUGUCUUCAUAUGUCUGGUGUCUUUCAGUCAGUGUUCUCAAAAACGACAACACUUCACCAUGAGGGCCCUUCUAAAGACUUCAUAACAUGCUUAUAAUCAGUAUAUGAUAUGCCCCCAGGCACUUCAUAAAUACUUGUAGGUACAAUUCAAUUGGCAAGCUAGUAUGUCAACAGACCUUAAGUUGUUUAUCUAAGCUACUAAGCGUCAUGCAUUUAUUUUUGAAUGUGUUAUGCAGUUUUUACAAGGCCCUUAUACCUAAGUGUUCAAAUGAAAUGCUAAUUGAGAAGCCUUACCUGCUUUCCCCUGCCAGGAAUUAGUGUUAAGGUUUAUCAGUGUUACAGGAACAUGAUGUUGUAAUAAGGAUUAAUAAGGGGAAGGGACUGACUGGGUCCCACCUGGGCUGUAUUCAUUAGGGCACACUGUAGCAAAACAUUUAGCAAAAAGUGUUUCUUAUUGGAUAUGUUCAAGGUAGUCCCUGUUUAAGUCAGUUUUUCUGUUUUGUUCUGUUUGUUGCCUAACGAAUAUGGCCCUGGUAGUUGCUGUGCUCUGCAUAGCCAAUGCCUUAGGCUGAUACUGUAUGUAUGUUAUGCUGGGUCGAGAAUGGUUCAUUUUGGUCUUGCUUCCCAGUUCCUACCCCCUACCUGGAAAUUACAUUUCAAAACGGUAACCAGAGUUCCAGGAUGAGUCGUAAGUCAAGGGUUGACUGAAUAUGCAGGCAUGUUUUUUUUCUUCAUCUGUUUUGAAUGUUCCUAUACAGUUCAAAGAGAAUGAUACUCUUGUGUUAGCCUGGUUACCAGUCUGUUUAGCUAACGUUCCACCCCUUGUACACUGUCUCAUAUGCUAAAGGUGUAUGUUUAGCAUGACAGGAGUGGAAAAAUGGCCAAACAGAUUGGUGUUAUGUUAAUUAUCGUAGAAACCUGGUUACAGAGUUGGAUUCAAUAGGCCUCCACUCAUUUGAGGACUUAAUGUGAACGUAAUACAUUCAUUCACUGUAUUUUAGGUUGAAUGACAUAUCAAUCCACAGACCCUGAAGUCUUUAUGGGAAAUUAAGACAGUAAAACCAUACAUAAGAAUAAGGGUAUUGUGAUGCACAGUGAUUGUACUACUGAAUGAAAUAUAAUGGACACUAGUGAUCAAGGUUUUCUCUAUGGCAGUCUACACAGGCAGCCCAAUUCUGAUCGUUUUUCACUAAUUGGUCUUGACUGAUUAGAUGAUUUUUGGGAAAGGAUCUAAUGCGAGUGGUCAAAUACCAAUUGUUAGAGCUAAAAAGUCCUGAUUGGACUGCCUGUGUAAACGCAACCUGUGAGUCUCAAAAGUUCUGAAAACACUCCUUUCAAAGGUCUUAUAAAGUUAGCAAAAUAUAUUGUAUGUGUAUGGUUUGUCUUUUGAGUUAACACUACAUGUUCACUGUCCUAGAAAUACAGUAUUUAAUUUAGUGUCAUUAAAGGUAGAAAACAUUUUAACAAUUUGUUUCUCAGUUUACUUAAAUGUUUUCAUUUUUUCACUUAUCAGAAGUGUUAUGUCUGGUAGGAAGAGUUUGACUUGGAGUUUACAAUAUUUGCAUUUAUUUCAGAUUAUGGACAAUUUGAAGCAUGAUGGUGACCUAGACAAUUAUGUACCAUCUCAAAAUCACUUGUCACAAAAGCAAAGUGUGUGUAAACUUUGCGAAUCCUUUUGCAAUGCUGUAUUAUGAUACAAAGUACUUUUAGCAUUAAAUACUGUACUUAUUGCACAACCAAGUCACUGGUGACAGUGAUGGGUGGACGAGAUGUUUGCGGAGAAUGGGUACAGUCCAUGGCAUUGUAAGUCAUGGUGUGUUUUUGUUUGCGUGAAACAACUGUGUGUUCAUGCUCCUGGAGUGUAUGAAAAUACUUUUUACCCUUGAACUGUUCCCCUUGACCUCCAUGUCAUCAUGGCUGAGUGUAUGUAGCUGAAGACUCCUGAAAAUAAAACUGACAAGCAGGAUGCUGCAAAGAUUCACUCUGUUUCAGCUCAUUCCAAUAAAAUGAUGUGCUCAA
This is a messenger RNA of Salmo salar (Atlantic salmon), 3916 nucleotides long. The record is from RefSeq and is a predicted model, not a curated record. NCBI's taxonomy places the organism in Eukaryota, Metazoa, Chordata, Actinopteri, Salmoniformes, Salmonidae.